Saccharomyces kudriavzevii IFO 1802 is the source of this 567-nucleotide messenger RNA. It is a transcript of the gene RER1, whose product is annotated as protein retrieval receptor. The coding region runs from base 1 to 567 and encodes 188 amino acids. Lineage: Eukaryota; Fungi; Ascomycota; Saccharomycetes; Saccharomycetales; Saccharomycetaceae. Gene Ontology annotation, biological process: protein retention in ER lumen; retrograde vesicle-mediated transport, Golgi to endoplasmic reticulum. Gene Ontology annotation, cellular component: Golgi membrane. The record is from RefSeq and is a predicted model, not a curated record. The transcript has a single exon.
AUGGAUUACGAUAGCUCUGAUACGGUGAACGAUGGUUCUAGCAACUCCUUAGUUGCUAAGAUGAACACAGCUAAACUAUUAUAUCAACACUAUUUAGACAAAGUCACUCCUCACGCUAAGUGGAGAUGGACUGUGUUGGGUGGUUUGUUGUGUCUAUUUAUGUUGCGUAUUACAAUGGCUGAAGGUUGGUAUGUGAUUUGUUAUGGUCUCGGUUUAUUUCUGUUAAAUCAAUUUUUAGCAUUUUUGACACCAAAAUUCGAUAUGUCCUUACAACAAGAUGAAGAAAACAAUGAACUGGAAGCUGGAGAAAAAUCAGAAGAAUUCCGCCCAUUCAUCAGAAGACUGCCAGAAUUCAAAUUUUGGUACAACAGCAUCAGAGCUACUGUCAUUUCCCUAGUACUGUCAUUAUUUUCAAUCUUCGAUAUUCCAGUAUUUUGGCCAAUACUAUUAAUGUACUUUAUCUUAUUAUUCUUUUUAACUAUGAGAAGACAAAUUCAGCACAUGAUGAAAUAUAGAUAUAUACCUUUGGAUAUUGGUAAGAAGAAAUAUUCACAUCCUUCUAACUGA